Messenger RNA from Cadophora gregata, 1768 nucleotides. RefSeq lists its product as uncharacterized. The transcript has 3 exons. Gene Ontology annotation, molecular function: dioxygenase activity. Lineage: Eukaryota; Fungi; Ascomycota; Leotiomycetes; Helotiales; Ploettnerulaceae. The coding region runs from base 513 to 1610 and encodes 365 amino acids. The record is from RefSeq and is a predicted model, not a curated record.
CAUCAGAAGUGAUUUUGCUAUUAUCAGUCGUAUGAUUAUCCAGAAAGGGGCGUGUGUGAUGUUAAUUCUCACAAGGCAAGGGGCCGUGAACAUCAAAGGGCCUGUUCCGUAAACCACGUCGCUCUCACGCAAUAGCUUCUCAAAGAGGCCGCCUGCUUCAAUAAUGCCCUGCAUGUUAUUAGUCUUGUGUUUCUUUAUAAGGAAGAAGACAAGAAACAAAGAUCAGGCUGAAUUCACUCGUUCUAUUUGAGGCUUUGUAUCAUACGAUCUGUGCAUUGCUAACAAUUUGGCAGCUUGGCGAAUUCAUGCUCUCAUAGCAAAAACCACACACAUCAUCACCAGAUUAGCUCUGAGUGGGGGAUAAUCUGAAAUUAUACUAUAUUACUUUUUAUUGCACCAGUCUUUUGCCUGAGCAUAGUUUUCCAAGACUUUGGCAGUGCUUCCUAUUCAAGUUUUCUUUUGCCUUCCAUACCUCGGCUUUAUCUGCCACGUCUGUGGAGAUCUUACUUCUGAUGUAUAGCGUCUGUUCCACAAGUUCAAAGACUAGAACAACGUCACAGACAAGCAUCUUUCUUUCCCCAAUUUCAAGGAACUGCUCUGGACAGCCCUCGGAAAGAUAUAACAUGGCGCCAUUUUUAUCCUCUGAUGAUGGCAGAUCUGUGGCUUCUCUUCGCACAAUCAACUUUGCCGCACUUGAGGACGGUGAUCGGAGCGAAGUUGAUAAGUUGUUGGCAGCCAGUGUUGAAUACGGCUUCUUCUAUUUAGAUUUUGCUAAAAGCACAGUCGCAAGCUUGCCUACGGGGAAAGAAAAGCUCUUUCGUCUCAUGGAAAAUUAUUUCUGCCAACCCAUUGACGCGAAGAUGCUUGAUAGCCAAGGAAAACCAACUCGAGGUUAUGUCUCUGGAGGUACAUUCUCCGCAAUUGAUAGAGCGAAACCAAACGAGUCAUUUGAACAUCUAGCUAUUGGCAGCUACGAAUUGAGGCAGGAUAUAUCCAAGACGCUUCCUCUCCAAUUUCAAAAGAACUGCAGCCUCACCUCUUAUUACAUCAGCACCUGUGAAUACAUUGUCGAUGUCCUUCUUCAUCGCUUGUCCGAUGUGUUGGACUUGAAGGGCGACUUGAACUUGGCCCAGGACCACUGUCAUGACAAACCGUCAGACACCAUCCUUGCUUUGCUCAGCUACCCUGGACAGCUGACGCAUCAGAAGCACACUGAUCUCGGAUCUCUCACAGUUCUUUUUAGUGAUCAAUGGGGACUGCAGGUCAUUGCCCCACAGACCAGUCAGUGGGAAUGGGUCGAACCACGGGUAAACCAUGCUGUUAUUAACAUCGGAGAUACACUUCGCUUCUUGUCAGGCAAAAAGCUUUACUCUUGUGUUCAUCGGGUGACUAGAGAGGGUCGGGCAGGUGAAGAAGGUCAUCGAUACUCGAUCGCAUAUCUCCUUCGUCCAAACGAUACGACGGAAUUCAGCGAUGCCGACGACGCACAUACCACAGCAAAAGAGUUUGUUAGCACAAAGUACAGUGCGUACUGUGCUACUUAUGCCGAGCAGGAAAAGAAUGCCGUUCUGACGGGAGGAAUGGAGCAGGUACUAGGAGUUCAUGGCUGAAUAAUUGUUGAUUUCGAUCAGGCAGUGUACCGGUGGUAGGAUGGAUUAUGUUCGUCAUGGGUCACAUUGCUUUCUCAGUCGCAAAAUUGCAACGAGACAAUUCCGUACAUCAAUGGGUUUUCUUUAAUCAUUUAAUUUUAAUCUCCAUACAUUACCAG